AUUAUUAUUAUUAUUAUUAUUACUAUUAUUGUAUUAAACGAUUGGAAAUUAAAAUAAAAAAUCGUAUCGCGACUCGCGGUCAUCCGAUUCAACGUAAAUACACGGAAAUCGUAUAAACGUUUUUUUUUUUUUUUAUUUUGCUACUUUUCUGUUUUCCGUUUUACGGUUUCUCAUCAUCGUCGUCGUCGUCGUCGUCAUCAUCGUCGCUGUUGUAGAGUAACAAUAUCAUAACAGAAAACAAACAACGAUAUCGCUGGCCAGCGUGAAACAUGUACGUCCACUCGUCGCUUUGAAGGAUUAUGCCGAGUCGUCGUCGCGUGCCGCGUCUCCGCAACUACCACUGGCGUAGUGCUGCUGCAAAUUCGGUUACGAUUGUCGUCGGCCGUCAACGUUCGUCCGCGCGGUGGUGAUCGGUUCGCGGUCGUCGUCGUCGGCGGCGCUGCUCCUUGUGCGCGCGUGCUGUUAACCACAUUACAAUCGUCGCCGAUACAACGACGAUAACAGUAGGACACUCCGACCGGUAACGAUCACAGAGUGUCGACUUCGACUGGUACCUGUGUGUAUCUCGUCUCGUACGUGUGUGUACGCCGUAAGACGCACGCCGUCGUCGUUGUCGUUACGUGACGAUGUCGCGUUAUCGCCGGGCGACGUACGAUACCGCCUAAAAAGGGCAUAUGCCCGCCGCCGCCGUCGUCGUCGUAACGGCGCGCUUCACGUCGGUCAGCAGCCGUGCUUAGUAGUGGUGGUCGUCGUCGUCGUCAUUCACAGCAGCGGCCGCGACCACGGCCACGGGCGUUCGUGAGCCUUCUCCGGCCAGCACACUUCGGUGACCGGCACACUCGGACUAUAGUCUAGCCGAUCGUCGACAGCCCCCCCCCUGACCAUAUUCUCGACACCAAUUGCCAUUGUGACACUAUGCGUUUGCAUGGAUGGUGUUCUUGAAAACCGGCAACGCGUUGCCGGCUACCGAUUGAGACAUGGACGGCAGCAACGGAGCCAAGCAAGCGGACAGUUGGCAUAAGCACGAGCCGUUCAUGAUGGUCGAAAAACAGAAAAACAAGAACCAUGGACAAGGAUCUCAAGACAGUAACUUUGGUUUUGGCAGUGGUCCCUUAUAUGGAAGACUUGUUGCUGAAGACCAAUUACCAAUGGUUGGUGGUGUUGCUCCAGUGCACGCUGAUAUUCAUGCGAUGCAAGCAAGAAUACCACCUCAUUUUAGAGAUCCAUCAUCAGCUCCGCUGAGAAAGCUUUCAGUGGAUUUAAUCAAAACUUAUAAGUUUAUUAAUGAGGUCUACUAUGCUAAGAAAAAGAAAAGAGCUGGUGGCGGAGCAGUUGGGUUGAGUAGUCAACCUCAAAACAAUGGGGCCCCCGUUGAAGGUCCUGUAGCCAAUAAAAAAGAAAGAAGAGUAUAUAAUGAUGGUCACGAUGAUGACAAUCAUGAUUAUAUAAUUAGAAGUGGUGAAAAGUUUUUAGAUCGCUAUGAAAUCAUAUCCUUACUAGGCAAAGGAUCAUUUGGACAAGUUGUUAAAGCUCGUGACGAGGAAGAAGAUUGUUAUGUAGCGAUUAAAAUAAUAAAGAACAAAAAACCAUUCCUAAAUCAAGCUCAAAUUGAAGUAAGACUAUUAGAAAUGAUGAAUAGAGCUGAUGUUGACAACAAAUAUUAUAUUGUUAAACUCAAGCGUCAUUUUAUGUGGCGUAAUCAUCUGUGCCUGGUAUUUGAGUUAUUAUCAUAUAACUUGUAUGAUUUGAUUAGGAACACUAAUUUUAAAGGUGUUUCUUUAAAUCUUACACGCAAAUUUGCUGCUCAACUAUGCACGGCUCUUUUGUUCCUGUCCACGCCAGACCUGUCCAUCAUACAUUGUGAUCUAAAACCAGAAAACAUAUUGUUGUGCAAUCCUAAAAGAUCAGCUAUUAAAAUAGUAGAUUUUGGAUCAUCUUGUCAACUUGGCCAAAGAAUAUAUCAAUAUAUUCAAUCUCGAUUUUAUCGUUCACCAGAAGUUUUACUUGGUAUACCAUAUGAUCUGGCUAUUGACAUGUGGAGUUUAGGAUGCAUAUUAGUAGAAAUGCAUACAGGUGAACCGUUAUUUAGCGGAACGAAUGAAGUAGAUCAGAUGAAUAAAAUUAUCGAAGUUCUUGGCAUGCCACCUAAACAUAUACUUGAUCAGGCACAGAAAGCUCACAAAUAUUUUGAUAAAAUGCCUGGUGUCGAUUCGUACACUUUAAAAAAACCUAAAGAUGCCAAAAAGUAUAGAAAUCCAGGUGGUCGACGAUUACAUGAUAUAUUAGGUGUCGAAACAGGAGGUCCAUACGCUAGGCGUUUAGGUGAACCAGGACAUUCAGUGUCUGACUAUCUUAAAUUUAAAGAUCUUAUUGUACGAAUGCUGGAUUAUGAUCCAAAAACUCGAAUUACACCAUAUUAUGCUUUACAACACAACUUCUUCAAGCGAACUUCUGAAGAGGGCACUAAUACAGCUAGUGGUAUCGCUCAAGCUGGACUACAUAGCUUAGGUGCUAGUCCACCAUUUAAUAGUUUACCUAGUAGUAAUCCAGGAGAUACUAAUGUGCAAUCAUCUGCAAUAAGAUUGCGAUCAGACCAGUGCCGAGGUAGAACUACAAUGGAUUGUGAUCCUCCACCGAUCGCUUCAAUGUACCACGGUUAUCAAACGGCACCAAUGGCUAGACACAAUCUGCCUCAUCAUGCUACAGUUUACCCAAUGAACCCAGCAUCCGCUGUCGGUGCAUUGGUUCACUGUCGACCCACCUCUUUGCCGUUCCUACAUCCACAACAUCACCCAUAUCAACCAAUACAAUCACAACCUCCACGCUCAUUGCAUUCAUUGCAUAAUCACCCACCACCACCACCAGUACAACAACCUGUUGCACGGGUGCCAACUUCCCAUUCCAAUCGAACGAAACAAGAACAAGAUGACAUGAUUGGGGUAUGUAUAGGUCAAAGUCCUGUGGCAAUAAACAUAACAUGAUCAAAUGGUAUAAAAUGUUAAAGAGAUGAUUUAUACUUGUUUUCAAUGUAAAAAUCGAAUAACUGUGAUUAAUUCAAAGGGAAAGAAUAUAAUUCUUAAAUUCAAUUCAGGUGAUAGUAGAUAUCUGUGCUGAAUAGUGUCAGAAAUUCAAUGAUAUUGUUUCCGUUGACAUUGUUUUUAUUUUGUUUUUUUUUUCUAAACAAAAUCUUUGUAGAA
Messenger RNA from Melanaphis sacchari, 3197 nucleotides. RefSeq names its product serine/threonine-protein kinase minibrain (gene mnb). The transcript has 10 exons. The record is from RefSeq and is a predicted model, not a curated record. Gene Ontology annotation, cellular component: nucleus. The coding region runs from base 978 to 2981 and encodes 667 amino acids. Gene Ontology annotation, molecular function: transcription coactivator activity; protein serine/threonine kinase activity; protein serine/threonine/tyrosine kinase activity. NCBI's taxonomy places the organism in Eukaryota, Metazoa, Arthropoda, Insecta, Hemiptera, Aphididae. Gene Ontology annotation, biological process: positive regulation of DNA-templated transcription; peptidyl-serine phosphorylation; protein autophosphorylation.